This is a messenger RNA of Rasamsonia emersonii CBS 393.64, 696 nucleotides long. Its product is annotated as Transcription factor RfeD. Lineage: Eukaryota; Fungi; Ascomycota; Eurotiomycetes; Eurotiales; Trichocomaceae. The annotation marks the transcript as partial. The transcript has a single exon. The record is from RefSeq and is a predicted model, not a curated record.
GUCCCUGCUUCGCCUUCCGUGUCGACUCUGCUCAACAGCACCACGUCGGCUCCCAAGGAUCGCUCCUCGUUGCCUCCGUCGUUUCAGUCGUCGUCGAGUCUCCCGCCGCCGCAUCGUUCAUUGCGGCCUCUGUCCUAUACCGCGUCCCCGCUGCAAAAGUCGCUCACUCCGCCGCCGUACGAGACGCAGCGGAGUCGCGAUAGCGAUCUCGAGCCGUUUCCAUCGAUUGAGUCGUCGCUCGAUUCGGCCUCGACCGCAUCGGGGAGGAAUUACCCCAUGUCGACGGCCGGCCUGGCGCCAUCCGUCAAGUCGGAUUCGAGCCCAUUGAACGUGCCCCCGUCGUCGCAUCCGUCGCAAAACCACACGCGUCCGCAGCAUCGAUUCUCCAAUCCGACGCCGUCGUCGUUCCGGAGUCGAGAGAUCCAGAUCUACUGUGCGAACUGCUCCCGCGCGUGGCCGCUGGCCGAGUGCUACGCGUGCACGGAAUGUAUCUGCGGAGUGUGUCGCGAGUGUGUGAGUAUGUUCACGAGUAAUAGCCCGCCAAUGUCGAUUUUGAACCCGACGAGUAGCCCGGGCGGCCAGUCCGGCAACCAGAACGGAGGUUCAGGGCCGACCAGCUAUCUGAAUCCGAGAGGAUGUCCGCGGUGCAGAACCGUGGGAGGAAAAUGGAAAGCCUUCCAAUUGGAUUUUAGGUGA